Messenger RNA from Aspergillus viridinutans, 1005 nucleotides. RefSeq lists its product as uncharacterized. Lineage: Eukaryota; Fungi; Ascomycota; Eurotiomycetes; Eurotiales; Aspergillaceae. The coding region runs from base 1 to 1005 and encodes 334 amino acids. The record is from RefSeq and is a predicted model, not a curated record. The transcript is spliced from 6 exons.
AUGGAAGAAGGAACUUCUUCUACCACGGUGCCUCUAGAGCCUCCACCACUCCCUUAUUCACUGCAUACCAGAAAGAAAUCUAUCGCCAUCUUUUGGGCGAUUUUUCUGCUCGAUACAUUGGCCCAACCUCUGGUGCUCUACUGGGCCCUCUGGUACGCCACGGAUUUGUCGCACAAUGUGGUCUUCUCCAUCGUCACUGCGUCCCUCGGGGGUGUCUCCGUCUUCGAGUACUUCUACCGUCUCUAUCACUUGAUUCGAAAAGAUUCCAAGUCUCGACCAUUGAACGCAAGGAAAUCAUGGCUGGAUUUCUUCCAGAUCAAUUUCACGAUUGUCUGGUUGAUUCUGGCAGUUGAGCUCAUCGUUGGUACGGUGCAGCCGGAACCAUAUGUACGCCUCGUCGCCAUGGUCCUUCCCUCCGUAAUGUUCUACUUCGGUGGCGUCUACCUUACCCUCGACAUGCUCCGCGUCUGUGGAUUCAAAGCCCCCUUCCGAAUAUCCUCCACACCAAAGGGCUCCGUGAUGCCCACAGCCCUCUACGUCCUCAUCGAAGAUGUUGUCGCCGUCGACGGAGGCGGCGGCCAGAUGUACCGCUACGCACUGCGCACGCGAUACCUUUCGAGUCCAUACUUCCGGCGCAUGCUCUUCGAAAUGAACAUGUUCUGGGCAGGAGGCUCAAUCGUCUGUGCUGCUGCCAUUACCGCCAUAAUCUUCACGACCUCAAAGCCCGUCGCCUACACCCUGGGCUGGUCCCUCCCCUUCGCUUGGGCCGGCAUCUGGACCCUCAUCACCAUCCCCUGGGUGAAAAGUGAUCUUCGUCGCGAAAAGAAAAACUGGAGGGAGAAUCGCGGGCAAGGAGACGUGCCAACAUACACCGAUAUAGUCGGUGCCCCGUCGGCCCGGACCCGUCUGGAAUCGGUCCAGGACCACCUGCCGAGUUUCUUGCCCUGGGUGCGGGAAAAGCAGUCGUCGCCGACUACUCCGUCUGAUGGUCACUCGAACGUGUAA